UUGAACCCAAGAUCUAGAAUAUCUAUUCUAGAUCUAGACUAGUCUUGGUCUAGAAUAUUCUAGAUCUAUUCUACUUUUGAGUUCUAGAUAUCAAGUCUACUCUAAGUCUACUUCUAGAUCUAGAUUUAGAUUGUCGAAGUCUAGAGAUCGAUCUAUGAAGUCAAGUACACUGGCUGUUCUCAGACUGUCUCUAGACUAGAAUUCUAGGUAGUGUGUCAGUCCUCGUGUCAUUGCUAUAGAUUUUGGAAGUCUCCCCCUGGGCGCGGACGCUCUAGUAAACGUGUUGUUCGGCGGCGGUUUAGAUGAUGACGUGGGUUCGGGGAAGAGAGAUGUCUGGGUUGGCAUUUGUGAGAGCAUUGGCUCUCAAUUUAAUUUAAAUUUUCUCAUAUAUUCAAACUUUGAGGUAAUAUCCAUAUCCCCACCCUAGUGCAGCGCAGUAAACUCUUUAGGAUACCGACACAGGUGAGCUAAAAAAUUAUCCGCCCCAAUGCGAGGACCCAAAUCCGCGCACAGCGCGUUAACUCUGAGCUAUCACUAGGUCCCAUUGGACCCAGUCUGCAGGAUUAAAUAGUCCACAUUUUACACAUCAGAAUAAGAAAGUCUUGUGGUUUAUAGUAUAAUGAUUUUUAAUAAACUACAGUUAUUAGUAGACCUAAUGUGUAGCAGGAAAUGAACUGUUCAGAUUUAGGAUUCUUGGAGGCAAACAGGGAUGACAGAAAACCAUGCGUCUAGUGCAGAUGCAGCAUGGCUUGGCCUAGGUCUACAAAUAUGUUACAAAUGUAACCUGAAAACCAAUGAUAAUGCCUUUUUCCAAGCACACAACUGUAAAUUCAAAAGGACCAUAACAGCAUCUAAUGUUUCUCUUCAAGAAACACCUCUGAUGAACACAACAAACACAGAGAGUACCCGUACCCCAAUAACAUCUAGUGUUUCCAUUCAAGAAACAUCUGUGUUCAACAAAACAAACACAGACAGUACCCGUGCCCCAAUAUCUUCUGUUUCUAUUCCAGAUACAUCGACGAUGAACAAAACAAACACAGACAGCACUUGCGUCCCAAUAGCAUCUGUUUCUACAGAUACAUCGGCAAUGAACAAAAUAAACACAGAAACUACCCAAACCCCAAUAGAAUCUGUUUCUGUUGAAGAAAAAUCAGUGAUAAAAAAAAAAAAAAAAAAAGUCAGACCUAAAAAACCACAGGUUGCACAAGUUUCUAAUACUGUUAUGGCAGGAAUCAGAUACAACUCACAAUCUGAAACAUACACUUGCUCUCUGUGCUGCAGGGCAGAUUUUCCUGAGCAUAACUUUCAUAGUCACCUUGAAAAACACAUUUCUGCUAUGCCUUACCAAUGCAAGUUUUGUUCAUAUACUUGUGAUACUGUUUCCCUGAUGGCUCAACACUUCAAUGAACUUCACCCCAAUAGUAUUGUCUUGUUUGAUUUGAGAAUUACAAGUCUAACAAGUGAAUUAAUCAGGAAGGCAAAACAAAAUCCUUUUAAAAUUCAGUUUUUUAAGCCAGUCAGAUACGAUGUUUUCAGUGAUAAAAUGUUGGCAGUUCCGGUUUCACAGAACUCUAGCCCAUUCGUUGCUGCAAGUUACCCUGCUGUAUCUGAAGUGGCUUCUCAAAAUGUUGUUUCACAAAAUAUACCUGGUCAUUUACUUCUCAGUUCCCCACUAUUAACUCAAGCGCUGGCUCCACAGGCUUGUAUAUCAAAUCCAUCAUCCGGACUAACCAGCGCCAUGAACAUGGACUCUAUGCCAGCAGCAAGUCUUUCUGGCUUUAGGAACUUUGAAGUGAGCCAACAAAGCUAUCAUCAAACACCAGCUGUCUACUCAUAUCCACAUUUGAGAGUUAUUAACCAUCCAAUCAGCAUGACACAGCUCAGCAAUCAAAAUUCAUUGGGCUAUAACUUUGGAUUAGUGCCAUCUGCACCUACAAUAACAGCUGCACAUGCCAAUGUUGUGGGCGGUAGCUCUAGCAAUCCUGUACUGGCAUCUCAGUCGGAAGAAUGUGAUGAUGGCAUUUCAAACAUUGUCAUCAGUUCUGUUGUUAGUUUAAGUAAUGUAGAAGAUUCUGAUAUUGCUCAUGUCGAAAUGAAUACCACAGAUUUUUCAGAAUGUAACAUAAGAGAAACUGAAACACAAGAACAGGAGGCAGAAAUUAAACAUGAAAAUCAAGAUAAUGGAAACAAUGUGAAAAACAAAACAGCCAAGUUACUUGAGAACAAAGCAAACAACUUUGAUUAUUUAUGUAUUCAUAAAGGAUUUUAUUUGUGUUUAGAUUGUAAAAUGAAGUGGUGCGACGAAUGUUUAUUUUUUAAACAUAUUUGGGAAAAACAUGCUCAUAGUGAAGGCUUUCAAUGCUGCCCAUCAGGAUAUAGCUUGAAGUGUGAGAACUUAAUCCACAUUUUAAAAAAACUCUAUUUACAUUGCCAAGAAUCUUUGUCUGAAGCUGCUAGGAUACAUCUCCAGUUCCCUCCCCUUAACCCUCCACAGACUGGCUCAACUAGGCCAAGUCAUGUUCAGCUGGCUGCUAACACCACUGAAAGCUCUCAUGUGCCUGACCUACGGCUGCCGGACCAAAUUAAUCAAAAUACCCCCUCACCUGUGUCAACAACUGCUGUUUGCAGUAGGACUAUGUCACCAGCUUAUCAAAGCAGCAGAUCCACAACUGACAGUCCAUUUUCUAGUAAUAACAGUGAAGCUUUUUUUUAUCAGUGUGGUUUUCAUAAUUGCCUGUUUUCUAGUCUGCAACCUGUAGAUCUACUUAUUCACAGUGAGGAAAAACAUGGCUCAGAGUUGACAUUUCCCUGUUUAUAUUGUGGUUAUCUAGGCCAAACUGGCAGUUUGUUGUUAGAUCACAUGAGCCAACACAUUGGACUGGAUGAUGAUAGUGUCUUUGCUUGUUCAAUGCUGGAGAACUCGCUGGUUCUAGCUAACUAUGCUAGGCAAGAUGUUAAGCUUGUCACUGCUGGAUUUGAAGAGAUCAUGUCUAAAAAGGCAGAUAUCUCGCAAAUCAGAUUUAUAUGUAACACUUGUCAAACCCAGUUUGAGAAACUUAUAGAUCUUAAAGAACACUUGCAUAAUUUCCUUCUAAAAGUUAUAAAAUGCAAGCAUUGUAGAAGUUACUUUUUGAAUUCCAUUUCCUGGCAGAAGCACCAAGCACAGGAGCACCCAAAUGAACCACGGUUGUACUGCAUUAAUAGAAAGCUGCUUUGUGAUGAUCGUAAAAAAUACAAGGAGGAUUUCAAACAAAUUAGUGACAGAAGAAUAUUGUUUAGGAGAAUGUCUAAUUUUGAAAAAGAUGUUGCACUAGCAAGUAAUGGAGAGAGAGAAGAGCUGCCUAGUCAGCGUGCAAUGGAUCCAUCAAAUACUUGUGAAGACAAGGAAGUUCCACAAUCCCUGGCAAACGUACACAAUGAAAGUGCAGAAUCACGUGCUGUUUCCGAACCCCCAGUCAAUGAAACCUCUCGACCAGAGUGUGUUGAUUCUUUGCCAGCCAAUGGUAUUGAACCUAAGCAACUAUUUCAGCUCAAAGAUGAUGAACCUUGUAAAGCAGAAAAUGAAGAGUCUUCUAAUGCACAAAGUACGGAAUCAUUGCAGUCUGAUGCUGGGGAACAGUUGCAACCUAGAGCUUCUAAAGCUCCAAACAACAGGCCUUCUCAUGCAAUGUGUAGUGAGCAAUCACACCCAGAUGGCAGUGAACAAUAUGUUCUUUCUCAAUCACCUGUUUGUGAGGACACAGGACGUAUUCAAUCACCUAGUUGUGGGGACACAGGACGUACUGAAUCACCAGUUUGUGAGGACACAGGACGUAUUCAAUCACCUAGUUGUGAGGACACAAGACUUCCUCAAUUACCAGUUUGUGAAGACACAGCACACAUUCAUUCACCAGUUUGUGAGGACACAGGACCUACUGAAUCACCAGUUUGCAAGGACACAGGACGUACUGAAUCACCUAGUUGUGAGGACACAAGACGUACUGAAUCACCAGUUUCUGAGGACACAGGACAUACUGAAUCACCAGUUUGUGAGGACACAGGACAUACUGAAUCACCAGUUUGUGAGGACACAGGACAUACUGAAUCACCAGUUUGUGAGGACACAGGACAUACUGAAUCACCUGUUUGUGAGGACACAGGACGUAUUCCAUCACCUAGUUGUGAGGACACAAGACGUACUGAAUCACCAGUUGGUGAGGACACAGGACGUACUGAAUCACCUGUUUGUGAGGACACAGGACGUACUGAAUCACCUGUUUGUGAGGACACAGGACGUACUGAAUCACCUGUUUGUGUGGACACAGGACAACCCCAAUCUUCUGUUUUUGAGGACACAAGAUGUCUUCAAUCACCUGUAUGUGAAGACUCAGGACUUUCCCAAUCACCUGCUUGUGAGGACAGAGGACUUGCUCAGCCUCACAGAUCUGACCACCACAGCCUAGUCCAAGACACAUUUGACAGCUUGGAUCAUACUGAACAACAUGACAUGUUCAAAUCUGAACUUAGUGUUUCAACACCUAACUCAAAUUUAGCUUUGUUGGAAAGUGAAACCUCUAUUUCCAUGAAAGAAGUUUCUCCUUCGGUUGCUAAUGCUUCUGUUGCACAUGAGAAAUUUAACUCUACUGAAAACAAAUCUCAUACGAGUUGUAGAACUGAUUUACUAAAGAAUCCAGCAGACAUUGCAGUAGAAGCCGAGAGCAGUCCUAUAAACAAUAGUCAAACCUUUAAUACUGUUACACACAUCUCAUCUACGGGCUCUGCCACUAUCAAAGACUUGCAUGAAAAUGUUAUGACUAACUGUGCUGAAAAGUUUCCACAAUUAGAAGACAACAAUCUCACAGAACUCUGCCAUGAUGUUAGUGAGAACACACUUUUACCCAGAGAAACCAGCAGUCAACAUAAUGACACACAUGCCACAAACACAUCAACUCCCAUCUACAAGAAAUUGCUUCACGUGCUGGAUAAUCCCAAGCUGUGCCCACUACUGGAGCCUCUGUAUGAUAAAUCUGUGGCAUCAUAUACUUGUAAGAAGUGCCAGAAACAUUUCAACCAGUUGAAAAGGAUCCACAGCCAUGUCUUCCUCUGUCUGGGAAAGAUGGGCGUAACAUUUUGUCCUGUUUGCUUGUUCCAGGGAGAAAACAUGUCCCUAACUGUCAAACAUAAAGAAAAGGCUCACCCUGAUGAAAACAGCAAAUUCAUUGGGUAUCGCAAUAUUAAAAUUGCUGAACUGAUAGAAAAGCUGAGCUCAAACACAGUUACCACAGAAACAUUUGUAGAUCUUUGUGCGCCAUUUCUCCUCUCAGAUCAGACUCUUUUAAGUGGUAGAGGAUCAAAUUUACAAGCAGAUCCAACCUCACAGCUUCUGAAUCAAGGACCUUCCACUCCAACCAACAGUCAAGAACCUCCUACUCUAACAACCCACAGCCAAGAAUCUUUCUCUUCCACUCCUAGUAAAGCUUUGAAUCAAGAAUCAACACCACCUGCCAGCCAUUCAGCUUUUGUAUACGACAGUGUCACUUCUGAGGAAAAAAAGGUUCAUACUCAUGAAAAAGACGUUAAAACUAGUACUAGUCAAGUAGAACAGCCAUAUUCAUCCACUGGAAAGCACAAAGUUGUUGCUUUGCAUUCUAAUAAUCUGAAAGAAAAGCCAGUUGACGGUAUUGUUGAUGCAACACCAGUUUCAACAAAUAAUAAAAGAAGUUCUGAAACAGAGGCAAGUGAAAAAAUAGUAACUAAAAAAAGAAAGAAGUCCCCGCCAGGUGAAAAAAACUCAAUAACUUGUCAUUCUGUAGAGAAUGCCACCAACCAAUCAAAUCCAGCAGACAGCAUUAGUCUAUAUGAAAAAGUAAGCACAGCUAAGUCCUACACCUGCACCCACCCUAAAUGUGGUUUUAUCACUACGUGGGAUGAAGCUGCCAUGUUGUUGCAUUGGGAAAAAACUCAUCUUCAUCUUCAGUGUGGCUACUGUAAGGCAGUCUAUUUUAAUAAAUUACAUUUAGAUAAUCAUUUAAAGUUUGUUCAUAGAGGAAUGGAACCCAAGGUGUUGCAUUUUUUGGAACUUAAAUUUAUGUUUAAAGAGAUUAGUGAUAGCUCAGAUGAGAGUGAUGUAGUGGAAGAUGAUCCUGUUGAAAGUAUUGUUGAGGAUAUUGACAUACCAAAGCAAGAAGUUUCAGAUGAAGAAUAUCCCAAUCACUCCCAGGCUAAGUAUAGAAAGUGUAGCUCUUCAUCUGAUGCUGUUAAGCCAUCACUUUCAGAAGAAGUAACACAAAUAUGUGGAGCAGUGAAUUCAAAUAAUACUAGUAUGCCAACUAAGUUAAAGGAGAGUAAAAAAGAGAAAAAUGGAAGUGAUAAGUCACCAAAUGUUUUCAAUAGUUCAAACAAAAAUCAAACCUCUGUAUGUGCACAGAGGAUCAGAAAAUUUUAUAAAAAAAGAAACAUAUCACAACACACAAAUAACCUGAAUGAGGAUGACAAAUUUAGUCCAUCAGAAAUGGUCACCACACAUAUGUUCUCUUACCCUGAAGAGACUUCAGAUACAGAUUUCAUCAACCAAGACAUAACUAUAGCGGAUGCACCUGUGGCUUCUGCUUCUGUUGGAGUGAGCAGUCCUCCAAAAUGUCAUUUUUCUCGCAGUGGACAGUUGUUACCAGUAUCACAUGGAACUAGUAAAACUGAUGCAGUGCAAUCUUCUUUGCCAGUAUUAAAUGACAAAACUAGGAUUAAAGGUGAAGGUAAAUCUUCUUUACGAUUGCCAGAUGUCGUUACUAGUAGCUAUGAUGCAAUGCUAUUAUCAGAUGCCGCUGCUAGAAAAAUUGAUGCAAUAGCAACUCAUCCUUCUUCAUCUUUAUCAGAUGGUACUUCUGGUAAAAAUGGCGCUACUCAUCCUUUGUCUUUAUCAAAUGCGAAUGUUGAUAAAACAACUCAUCCUUCGUCUUUAUCAGAUGCGACUGUUGAUAAACAGACUCGUCCUUCUUCGCCUUUAUCAGCUGCUACUGCAGGUUUAAAUACUGCAACUCGUCCUUCGUCUUUAUCAGAUCUCACUUCUGGUAAAAAUGCCGCAACUCAUCCUUCAUCUUUAUCAGAUGUCACUGUUAGUAAAAAUGCCGCAAUUCAUUCUUCAUCUUUAUCUGAUGCUACUGCAGGUAAAAAUGCCGCAAUUCAUUCUUCAUCUUUAUCUGAUGCUACUGCAGGUAAAAAUGGCGCAACUCAUCCUUCAUCUUUAUCUGAUGCUACUGCAGGUAAAAAUGGCGCAACUCAUCCUUCAUCUUUAUCAGAUGCCACUACUAGUAAAAAUGAUGUGAAAACUGUUACAGCCCCUACUGUUAAACGCAAAAAACCAAGCACUAGUAGUUUUCCCUUCAAGUGUUGGAUGUGUAUAGGUGUAUACAUGAAAUCCGUGAAAGACAUGGAGGAUCAUUUUAAAUGGAUUCACCAAAAAGAACAAGCCAAGUUUAUUGAUAGGAGGUGUGGUCUUUUAUUUUCUUGUGAUGGAGAGCUACAAGGUGGUGACAAUGACAGUCUUUUGUUUUCAGAGACUCAUUUAUGUAAAUAUUGCCCUUUGAGAAGUGGAAGCAGAUCUGAUGUUGAAGCCCAUAUAAGAAUUGAACAUCCACUAUGCAGCCUGGUAGUUAUUUCGUUAAAGAAUCCUGCUUUAAGAUUAGUGAACACAGAUAGCGCUGAAACAUCUGAGAAUGUUGCUGUUAAAGUAGCAGCAGCAGCAAAAUCAAUUUUAUCAUUUUAUGACUGCAACAUCUGUGGAGAAGUAUUGAACAGCGAGUUUUUCUUUCGACUUCAUCUUGCUAAACAUGAGUGUUUCAAGCAUUUAACUGUACUGAACUCAACUGAUGGGCUGCUUGUAUGUCCCACGUGUGCCUACAUUGCCAGCAGCAACAGUGAUAUGGCACAGCAUACAGGAACACAUUUAGAUGAGAGGCGCUACAAGUGCUCACACUGUAACACAGACAGCCAUCAGAGAUGUGGGAUCAAUGCUCACAUCAAAAAGUGUCAUCCAGGCGAUGACAAGGUUACGGUUAUAGAUAGGAACAAACAGAUUAAUUUCUUACGGUUGAAGCCCACUUUGGUCAAUUUAGACCCUAAAGUUAAACUAGUCAAUCCAUUUCGACAACAUCCUAACUACCUGAUGAAUUUAUUGGUUGAAAAUGGUAUUAAAGUUCUUGAUGUCUCUGUCGAUAUUUGUACAACCAUACUAGCUAACAAUAAUGAUGAGAAGUAUUUCUGUGUUAAACCAAUUAACUAAAACAAGUGGAAUUAAGAGACUAAUGUGUUCAAAAACAUUAUGCAUUUACAUAAUUUAAUGGGGCAUUUCACUAUUUCAAUCUAAAGAUUCUUAGAUGGUUUUUAUUAGCUCUGUUCUAUUUCUUAAGGCAAAUUUUUUACUAUUUUCUAUUGUAACUUUUAUUUAACACAAGUUGUUUUUAAAAUGCUUGGUAAAUUCUAUAUGUUGUUUCUACCUAACAAAAAACAGCUGAUAAGGUAUUUUAGUAUCACAAUGCU
Messenger RNA from Physella acuta, 8514 nucleotides. RefSeq lists its product as uncharacterized. The record is from RefSeq and is a predicted model, not a curated record. NCBI's taxonomy places the organism in Eukaryota, Metazoa, Mollusca, Gastropoda, Physidae.